GGUGCAGCAGAGUGGGCGGAUGAAGGGCCUCCACCCUGCAGCAGAGCUUCAGCAGCAGCAGAGAGACACGGACGACCCCCAGCUCACCUGAACAGUUCAACCAUGAGGUGGCGCUCUCCUCUUCUUCCUCUCCUCUUCCUCUUCUCCCUCCUCACCCUGUUGGUUGAUGGAGCAGCAGCUUCAGAUUUCAAGAUCUGCGCCUUCAAUGUGCAGAAAUUCAACUACGCGAAAGCAUCAAACUCCAGAGUGCGACACACUCUGACACGGAUCCUGUCUCGCUGUGAUAUCAGUGUCCUGCAGGAGGUGAUGGAUCCUGAUGGUAAAGCCAUCCAAAAGCUGCUGGCAUCUCUCAACAGGCCAACCAACAGGUAUGACAAGUUCAGCUACCGAGCAGUUUCCAGUAAGGCUCUGGGAAACUCUCCCAGCGACAUGCAGCAGUACGUUUUCAUCUACAGGAUGGAGACAGUGAAUGUGACAGAUGAGCAUCAGUACCAGAAGAAGCAGUCGUUCGUCAGAGGGCCGUUCGCCGUUCACUGCCAAAGCAGCAAAAUCGCAAUCAAGAACUUUAUUUUGGUUGCCCUGCACACUGAUCCCGGUCAGGCCGUCAAGGAGAUCGACCGGCUCUACGACGUCUUUGUUGAAGUCAGCAAGAAAUGGGAAAACCAGAAUGUGAUGUUCCUGGGAGAUUUCCACGCCGGCUGUGCCCACAUGGCGCGAGCUGACAAGAAAAAGAUCAGACUGUUCACCAACUCCAGUUUUUCCUGGCUGAUCGGAGACAAAGUGGACACCACCGUCACCGAGGACACCACCUGUGCUUAUGACAGGAUUGUGGUACAUGGGAAAUCCUUCCUGAGGGCCAUCACUCCGUUCUCUGCAAAAGUCUUCAACUAUGUCAAAGAAUUCAAACUCACCAAGGCCAAGGCGCUGGAGUUAAGCAACAACUACCCGCUGGAGGUGAGACUAAAGAACUCUGCCCUUCUCCUUCAGGCCACGCCCCUCCUGAUCCUCCUGAGUGUCUCUGUGAUCAUUCAGUCCUUCCUGUGAUCGUCUGCAUCAGUCUUGAGGUGUAACUGCUCUAAAAGCCUUUUGUCAUCCAGGGAGUCGUCGAUACUUUGAACCACGUUAGAAGAAACUAGAUCCCUCACAGUAAUCAAAGUAACACAGAGUUUCUAAUAGAUGUUUGAGUUUACCUGGAUUAUUGUGUCAUGUGACUAAAGUAAAGCUGACUGAGCCCAUAUCGCAAAAUUUGGUUUCAGUCUGACACCAAGUAAUACAGGGCAAGAUAUUGAUACCAAUACUUUCUUAUUAUUAAAAGCUACUUACAUACUUUUAUAUAGCGGAGAGCAGCGCGUCAUGACUCAUGAGGUGAAUAAUCAGUCCGUUAAAGUAACAGCUAAUGGCGACCAAUUGCAGUUUCGGAAUGUAACAUUAAUUCAUGCCAAAGAUCUGAUUUGACUAAGAUAUUAUUAACUAGGCUACUACCUGAAUAAUCCUCACCUCAGCCUCUUUGACACGGUGCACUGUGCAUGCGCAGCGGUAUGUGGAGAAGCAAAGAGUACACGCACUAAAUGUGUUUAGGCAAAACGUUCACAUCCCAGGUCGUCACAUGCCUGCCCCUCAUUGAAAUGACUGGAGGCUGAGUCACUGUACGGCAGUGUGACAGCAGCUUAAAGGGAAAUUUCGGUUUAUUUCAACCUGUCUCCUAUCGUCCUAAAUUAGUUUCAAGUGACUAGUGACAUAAAAAUAAUAGUUAGCAUGUUAGCCGUUAGCCUAGAUACAGCCGGGGCGCAUAGUAGCGUCAGACCUGUUAAAACGUAAGUGAACGGGCAACCUUCAAGUGCAAAGUUAGUCCACUAAACAAGCUUUUUUUCCACAAAGACCGCCUCAUAUCGUUAGGAUAAAUGUCAGAGAACAUAUAGAAAACCACAUGUAAACGUGUUGUCUUACCUUACCGGUGUGCUGUCAUGUUUGUUUACCAUUUAGCUCUGCUUUCCAAAGCACGGCCAAAAUAUAUCUGGCGAGCUCCAGAUAAAGCCCAGCUGGAUACUACUCCAGGUGGAGGUGUCUCGUCCUCGGUCACAUCCAGACCUUGAAAAUAAGGCUGCAACCGGUCCCAUUCCUUGCAACAGAGGCAUUCCUCUUCUGUGGGCACUGGGGCACAGCAUUCACAGGUACACCACCAAUCUCCAGAGCUACUCAGC
Messenger RNA from Epinephelus fuscoguttatus (brown-marbled grouper), 2201 nucleotides. RefSeq names its product deoxyribonuclease-1-like 1. NCBI's taxonomy places the organism in Eukaryota, Metazoa, Chordata, Actinopteri, Perciformes, Serranidae. Gene Ontology annotation, molecular function: DNA nuclease activity. Gene Ontology annotation, biological process: DNA catabolic process. The coding region runs from base 103 to 1044 and encodes 313 amino acids. The record is from RefSeq and is a predicted model, not a curated record. Gene Ontology annotation, cellular component: nucleus. The transcript has 10 exons.